Messenger RNA from Emiliania huxleyi CCMP1516, 696 nucleotides. RefSeq lists its product as hypothetical. Gene Ontology annotation, biological process: 2-oxobutyrate biosynthetic process; dephosphorylation. Gene Ontology annotation, molecular function: pyridoxal phosphate binding. The record is from RefSeq and is a predicted model, not a curated record. The transcript is spliced from 6 exons. The coding region runs from base 1 to 696 and encodes 231 amino acids. NCBI's taxonomy places the organism in Eukaryota, Haptophyta, Isochrysidales, Noelaerhabdaceae.
AUGGGGCUUCCAAUCACGCUGCUCGCCGCCACGAACGCAAACGACGCGCUGCACCGGCUCCUCGCCACGGGCGAGCUGCGGGCGCACGGCACAGUGCCGUACAACGUGUGGCGCCUGCUGUUUGUGGCGAGCGGCGGCGACGCCGCGGCGGGCGAGGGACUCCAGCACAACUCCACGCCGCCAGCGGAUUUUGGUGCGGGCGGGCUGACGCUGCCGCCGCGCGUGCGCGAGUGGCUGCGCGUGCGGGUCGCCAGCGCCGCCGUCGACGACGCGCUCACGCUGCGCACGAUGCUCGAGACGCACCAGCGCUGCGGCUACCUCCUCGACCCACACACCGCUGUCGGUGUCGCUGCCGCGCAGAUCGCCGCCGGCGAGGAGAGCUGCGCCGCCCGCGUGCCGACACUAUGCCUCGGCUGCGCGCACCCGAUCAAGUUCUUGCCGACCGUCGCCGCUGCCUUUGGCUGCAGCGCGUCGCGCGCCCUCGCGUUGGCGAGCGGCCCGGCGGGCCACCGCUGCGCGGUCGGGCAGCUGGCGCAGCAGGCAAAGCAGGGCUACCCGGCGGCUGGGUGGGUGCCCCCGGGCUGUUGCGCGGUGUUGCGCAAAGGGGAGGCGUGGCAGGCGGAGUGGACCGCCGCCGUGCGGGCAAAGGUGGAGGAGCUGUCGGCGGCGGCGGCAGCGCUGAGGAGCCGGCUGUAG